AUGUCCUUCGAUGGUUCAUCGCAGUACGCACAGUCUCCCAGACUGUCCCAAUUCCAGUACUAUGACUCUUCGACACCACCGCCUCCGCCUCCAAAGCCUGGCAGUGGCAGAGAAACCCCAUCCAGAGGCCCUCCACUACCACCCCCGCCGAACACUCAGCCAUCUAUGAACACCACCGAUGCCUAUACCAACCCACCUCAAGAGCAGAUCCCGCUCCCUGCUGCUGGCUGGCUUCCUUCGAUCGUCCAAGAUUUGUCUACCAAUGACCUCAGACGACUGCUCGAAGACCCUGACUUGCAAGCUGCCCUGCUGAAUGACCCCGAGAACACGCAUCCUUCCAUUCCUGCUUCUCAAGAUGCUUUGCGUAAAAUCCUCGACUCCAAUCUCCAGAUAGCUGCCUCACUGCAACAAGUCGAGUCCCGCCUGAACCAUCAACGUGCCGCUACUCAGUCUCGUCUCAUUGCUCUUCGCGCCCUCGAACAGCAACACAAGUCCAAGAUUGUCGAGACCGAAGACACCUUGAAAGGUUUCAGUCCCAUGGCUUUGUAUCAGCGUCUCAGUGCCAGCGCUCAAGAACAAGAUGCUCUGGUCAAAGGCAUCGAGGAUAGCUUCCUUGACGAUGGCGGUCUCGCUCCAGACAGAGAGGUCCAAGACUUUGUCCGUCGUUUGAGAGAUGCCAAACGUGUCGCUUUCCUACGCAAUCAACGCAAAGAGCGUUGGGACGAAGGAAGAGUCGGCGGCUGGAGAUGA
Molecule: messenger RNA, 750 nt
Organism: Aureobasidium melanogenum CBS 110374
Lineage: Eukaryota; Fungi; Ascomycota; Dothideomycetes; Dothideales; Saccotheciaceae
Exons: 1
Coding region: 1-750 (249 amino acids)
Biological process (GO): protein targeting to membrane; ubiquitin-dependent protein catabolic process via the multivesicular body sorting pathway; protein targeting to vacuole
Cellular component (GO): ESCRT I complex
Source: RefSeq, a predicted model, not a curated record